AUGUCGAGUGCAAACGGCAGCAAGUCGGCUCCGCGCCCGCCGUCCUCCGGCUCCGCAGCUCCAACCAACUACACGCUCCCACCACAUCCAUCCACCACCAACUCCCAACGCCAGCAGAGUCCUGCCUCGCAUGCCGCAGCCUCUACACUCGCUGCCCUCGCCUCCAGCCCACCCGCCAGCUCGAGCACUUCGAGCUACCGACCUUCCAAUGCGUCCGGCGGCGCAGCUUCCUCGUCCUCCAACCAGCGCUCCGCCUCCUCGUCCAUACUCAACCAGAGCCUCUACUCGAACUCGGCGUCUUCUGCAUCCAAGUCGUCAGCGGCCACAGCGGGUCGCUCGCCCUCGGGCUCGCCGUUAAAGAAGGAGGUCGACCUCUCGACAAAACAGCAGACUGCCUCGCCCGCCACCGCGCACAGCAAGACCGCAUCACCGGCGCUCAGCAGGUCCGACUCCGCCGGAGCAGCAAGCAGCGCCAGUGCAGCCAAAGAGUCCGCCGCGAGCAAACGAAAGAAGGCGAAUCGAGCCUGUCUUCACUGCCAAAAGGCUCAUCUCACUUGCGACGACUCGAGGCCGUGCCAACGCUGCGUCAAGAAGGGCUUGGCCGAGUCGUGCAUGGAUGGGCACCGCAAGAAGGCCAAGUACCUGCUGGACGACGAUGAGCUCGAGGAGCUCAAGCGACAAAAGGAGGCCAAGAAGGCCGCCAAGCAGGCACAGCAGCAGCAACGAAACGCCGCGGGCGCGCGACCGAAUCAACCCAAACAAGAACCAGCUCAGCAACCCGCUGCUGCUCCACCUUCCGAAAAGGCAUCGGCUGUCAGCAGCAUCCUCGACCAGGUCACCGUCGGCAGCGUCCCAACACCGAGCUCGUCCGGGCACGGUCCGUCGCCGCACCAGCACGACUACCUCUCCAGCAACACGCUCGACUCGUCCACUGGCGAUGCGCCGCCUUCAGGCAGUGCCGGGCUCCCGCUCGACCUCUCCUUCGACCCGUCGACGCACAACUUUGGCAGCGAAGCUACCAGCCUCGAGUACUCGAUCCUCUCGUCCAUGCUCAACGGCACCGACCUGCACCUGCUCGGCCCGUCGGGCGCCAGUCCGGACUUGCAGACCUCGCCCGCCGUCGGCGUCAUGGAUGGCUGGAACAUUGCGAGUGGCGGCCUCGACGCCAUCCUCAACACCGUCGCUGGCGACGUGGGCCAGGCGCCCGGCGCAGGAGGGCUCGACACCGCCGCGGCCACCUACAGCGACUCUGCCGGCAUGGGUGCCUACGCCGAGGCCCAGCAGCCGGUCAUGGGUCUGCAGGAGGUGGGCGGAGAUGGCUUCAACGCACUCGAGGUGCCGAGUCCCAAGCCGAUGAUGCUCGACGAGCCGGCCGGGCUCAACGAUGCGCAGGCACAGCAGGCAGGCAGCGACACCAACGCGGGCGCGUCGACGCAGGUGGACCUCGGCUCGUCCUCGCAGCGGUCGACGUCGAACGAGCCGGUGGCGGACAUCAACAAGGCGAUCGCGUCGCGGCGCGUGGCGCGGCAGCAGCAGGACACCAUCUGGCGCGCGCGCAUUGCCAAGACGUACCGCGACAACACGGCGCCAUUCCCGUAUCCGGAAGGCUACCAUUUCCUCAUCAAGUACGUCACGUCCAAGUUCGAGAAGCAGGACGUGCUGCGCAUCGUGCGUGCACUGGCGAUCUUUCGGCCGUCGCUGAUUGCGCUGCAGAUGCCGCUGACGGAGGAGGACGAGAUUUUUGUCGAGCGUUCCUUCCAGCGCACCAUGCUCGAGUUCGAGAAGCUCAUCUCGUUCAGUGGCACGCCCACGGUGGUGUGGCGCCGCACGUGCGAGAUCUGCGUCGUGGGCGCCGAGUUCUGCAUGCUCACACAGUGGAGCAAGGACCAGCUGAUGGGCAGGAGGAUCUUUGAGUUUAUGGACAAGAACUCUACGCUCGACUACUGGGAGAAGUUCGCUCUGCAUGCGUUUGAGAAUACCACGCAGAGCGUCAUGACUACGUGCACGCUCGUCAAGCCCGACGGAAAGCUCGUGCCCUGCGCUUGGAGCUUUACCAUCAAGCGCGACAUCUUUGACCUCCCGAGUCUGGUCGUUGGAAACGUAAGUACGGUGCUGCGAACGAAGCCGAGCUAG
This is a messenger RNA of Moesziomyces antarcticus, 2133 nucleotides long. Its product is annotated as transcription factor. Gene Ontology annotation, cellular component: nucleus. The coding region runs from base 1 to 2133 and encodes 710 amino acids. NCBI's taxonomy places the organism in Eukaryota, Fungi, Basidiomycota, Ustilaginomycetes, Ustilaginales, Ustilaginaceae. The record is from RefSeq and is a predicted model, not a curated record. The transcript has a single exon. Gene Ontology annotation, molecular function: RNA polymerase II transcription regulatory region sequence-specific DNA binding; DNA-binding transcription factor activity, RNA polymerase II-specific; zinc ion binding. Gene Ontology annotation, biological process: regulation of DNA-templated transcription; cellular response to starvation.